Molecule: messenger RNA, 1288 nt
Organism: Stegodyphus dumicola
Lineage: Eukaryota; Metazoa; Arthropoda; Arachnida; Araneae; Eresidae
Gene: Cap-D3
Product: Chromosome associated protein D3
Biological process (GO): meiotic chromosome condensation; mitotic chromosome condensation
Cellular component (GO): condensed chromosome, centromeric region; condensin complex
Molecular function (GO): histone binding
Source: RefSeq, a predicted model, not a curated record
AUGGGUGGAUCAUUUUAUGUGUCCAGGCAUGAUACUGGCAUUGGAAGACAUCACAGAAUUCCUGAGGUGAAAGAAAGGAUACUAAACACAGUAGGGGAUAAUCCUUCAUCAAGCUCUAGAGCAGUAGAACGUGCACUGGGUGUGAGCCUUGCAACUGUUUUGAGGACUUUACAUGAAGAUGGAAUACAUCUGUAUCAUUUACAGAGUGUGGAUUUGGGAAGGACUUUUCUUCCAUUGCAAGACACCUUCACAAGUUACCAGAGACCAAGCAAAAGUCUUAAAGAAUGUGAGGAUUCAUUUAAACAACUGAAAGAGGCUUUAACAUUUGCUCUAGUCCUGAUGUAUCCUCAUCUUGACAAACCAUUUAUUCUUGACAUGGAUGCAAGCAAUGACACAUUAUUUUUAAAUGCAGCCAUGGAUUCAAAUGUAGUAGUUCGGAAGCAAAUGAUACAGUCAUUAACUGCAGUUUUAGGUAAUUACUAUGAUAAUUCUUUGGUUCAAAUGUACUGGAUAAAGUGUAUCUUUCCACUUGUGAAGGACCCGGAAACUGGUGUCCAAGUUAAAGCUCUGAUGGCUAUGGAAGAACAAUUUUUGCAGAACAUUUUUUCAAAUGAUCAUACAGAAAGAAACAUUGCUUUUAGUUUAUUAAACCAUCUAUCAAAUGGCCAACUUCUAUCAUACAAGAGAUAUCUUCAGAAAGCUUUUAAUAGUUGGAAAUCAGAGAACAGACUAAGAUAUCAGGUAGUUGGGCAACUGGAAAAGCAUUUUGGAAAAGAUAAGGACAAGUGCAUUUGGUUUUACUUAUCUAUUUUUGCAGCAUAUUCUAAACUACCUCCAAAAAUCUGUUCACAUAUUGAAGAUACUGAAAAAUAUACAAAUACUGAAAAUUUCCCUGACUUCAUGGAUCUCGUAUUAAAAGUUCUUGGCUAUGCGCUCAAUAGUUUACCAGAGGGAAAACUUAGAGUUAUUGGAGAUAUAUUUAAGAGAAACUUGUUGCAAUUUGUUGUUCCUGUGGAACUGAUACCCAUAACAAUUGAAGUACUGCAUAAAAUUGAAAAGCAUCUUGAAAAUCAAGAGGAAUUUUCAAAAUUUUCAUCAGAAAUUACUGAGGUAUCUGUAGACUGUUUGUCUCAGUUUGUGUUUGAAAGGCAUCUAAAAAAUACUCCAUCUGAAGAACUAAUUGUCAAACAUUUGAGUGUGGUAAAAGAAUUUUGUCAAAUAUCUCCAUCAUACAUUUCAGAUGAAUUUAUCUUAAUUUUGAAAACAUUCAUUUCUUCAAACACUAAUG